AUUAUUCAUAUUUAUGAUUAUGAAAGUACGCUUUGUAAAUACUAUUUUAUUCGGUAUAAUAUACAUAUAUAAGUAAGGCUGAGUAUAAAUCUGAUUAUAAACGGCGUUUUCAUUUUCAAGAAAUAUGAGUGUUCCCGCGAACACACUCCCACCUACACUCCCUCAGCCUGCCAAACCACUGACUCUCCCACCUUCGAACCCAACAAUCCGACCCACCUCCCCAAACACUCCUCGGCGCGAGAAACGCUCUGUUUCCCUGAAACAGACCCAUAAACAGAUAGACCCCACCGUUUCAUGGACUUCUUCCAUAGCCCGCCAUUGCCGAAAUGGCCGAUUAUCUGAAGCUGCAGCAGAGUUUGCCCGUAUGAGAUUGACCGGUGUUGAACCCAACCACAUUACAUUAAUUACGCUUCUCUCUGGUUGUGCUGAUUUUCCUCUGGAUAUUCUCUGUUUUGGAGCUUCGGUUCAUGGUUAUGCUCGGAAGUCGGGGUUGGAUAGAGAUAAUGUGAUGGUGGGCACCGCCAUUGUUGAUAUGUAUGCCAAGUGCGGUCGCAUGGAUUUCUCUAGGUUGGCUUUUGAUGAUCUGGGUGUGAAGAAUACGGUGACUUGGAAUACGUUGAUUGAUGGGUAUAUGAGAAAUGGGGAGGUUGAGUGCGCCGUUGAGAUGUUUGAAGAAAUGCCUGACAGAGAUGCAAUUUCUUGGACCGCUUUGAUUGGUGGGUUUAUCAAGAGAGGGAGGUUGGAGGAAAGUUUGAAGUGGUUUCGACAAAUGCAAAUCUCAGGUGUGAAACCGGAUUAUGUGACCAUGAUUGCAGUUCUUGAUGCCUGUGCUGAAUUAGGAACGCUUGGUUUAGGCUUAUGGACUAACAAGUAUAUCAUGAACAAAGAUUACAAGGACAAUAUUAGGAUGAACAACUCGUUAAUAGAUAUGUAUUCCAGAUGCGGGUGUAUCCAAUUCGCUCGACAAGUAUUUGAGAAGAUGCCUGAGCGGACUUUGGUAUCGUGGAACUCAAUCAUUGUAGGCUUUGCUAUUAAUGGACAUGCAGAGGAGGCUCUCGAAUUCUUCGAUUUGAUGCAGAAAGAAGGGUUCAAGCCUGAUGGGGUGAGCUUCACUGGAGCUCUGACUGCUUGUAGCCAUUCUGGUUUAGUCGAUGAGGGACUCUCGUUCUUCAAUAACAUGAAGAGGGUUCACAAAAUCAAGCCUAGAAUUGAGCAUUAUGGUUGUAUGGUGGAUCUCUACAGCCGAGCAGGGAGGUUGGAAGAUGCAUUACAUGUAAUAGAGAAGAUGCCAAUGAAGCCAAAUGAAGUUGUGGUCGGGUCAUUGCUGGCUGCUUGUAGGACUCAUGGUGAUGUUAGCUUAGCUGAAAGGUUAAUGAAGUAUCUUUUUGAGUUGGAUCCUGGAGGUGACUCCAAUUAUGUGCUUCUCGCAAACAUAUAUGCCGCAGUUGGAAGAUGGGACGGUGCAGGGAAGGUUAGGAAGACAAUGAAGGCCCUUGGAGUACAGAAGACACCAGGACUUAGUUCGAUAGAGAUUGACUGUAACAUUCAUGAAUUUGUGGCGGGUGAUAAGUCUCAUGUUGACACAGAGUGUAUAUAUGAAAUGCUAGAGCUUCUUUCUCUGGAGCUAAAAGCAUGUGGAUAUAUUCCUGAAAACGUUAGAAGUAACCCUUAUGAAAUUGAUUGAUACUUUUUGAUACCA
This is a messenger RNA of Ziziphus jujuba (common jujube), 1699 nucleotides long. Its product is annotated as pentatricopeptide repeat-containing protein At1g05750, chloroplastic. The transcript has a single exon. Lineage: Eukaryota; Viridiplantae; Streptophyta; Magnoliopsida; Rosales; Rhamnaceae. Gene Ontology annotation, biological process: RNA modification. Bases 125 to 1684 code for a protein of 519 amino acids. The record is from RefSeq and is a predicted model, not a curated record. Gene Ontology annotation, molecular function: RNA binding; protein binding.